Asparagus officinalis (garden asparagus) is the source of this 1183-nucleotide messenger RNA. Its product is annotated as protein LATE FLOWERING-like. Gene Ontology annotation, molecular function: DNA-binding transcription factor activity. The transcript has a single exon. NCBI's taxonomy places the organism in Eukaryota, Viridiplantae, Streptophyta, Magnoliopsida, Asparagales, Asparagaceae. The coding region runs from base 180 to 761 and encodes 193 amino acids. The record is from RefSeq and is a predicted model, not a curated record.
AAAAUAAAUGAAAUCAAGAGGGGGAUAGAGAAAGAGAGCUCUUUGCUCUAUUUUAACACGGUUGGCGUCCUUCUCUCAGUGUCCUUGUCUUUCCUUACAUGAAUAAAAAGCCCAAGUAGUAGCAGAGAGAGUUCACAGUCCACUCUCCUCAGCACCCUCCUACCCAAAAAUAGUCAAACAUGAUGCAACAAGAGGCAUCAUCUCUGGCUCCUCCUCCUGCUAACCCUCUUAACCUUUCUCUCACUCUCUCUCCUUCUCAUGAGUACUCCUCUUCAUCUUCUUCAUCUCCAUCAUGGCCAACAUCCACCAUUAACGUCGAUGGCCGAGACGUUAGGCUCUUCCCCUGCCUCUUCUGCAACAAGAAGUUCCUCAAGUCCCAGGCCCUCGGCGGCCACCAGAAUGCCCACAAGAAGGAGAGGAGUGUGGGAUGGAAUGCUCAGUUGUACUAUCCCUCCAUCCAUACCGCUAACGGUCACCAUCCCUUUGCUAUUGGCUCUCAUUCCUUGAGGGCUAACUACGGGUACGGGUAUGACCCGGAUGCACGGUACACGGGACCCAAUGUGGAAUGCGGGGAGACGGUGAUGGUGGCGUCGAUGGCGGAGGUAGAUCGUCAGAAUUGGGAGAGGGGGUUUCAUCAAAAGGAGGUUGAUGAUGAUGGUAGUGGUAAAGGUUAUAAUUAUGUUGGUUGUGAGGAUGCUAGUUAUUCUAUUAGUGGUGAGGAGAUCAGUGAGACUAACAUUGAUCUCUCCUUGAGGCUUUAGGUGUGUCAUUUGAGUAAGUAGAGUUGGUAAUGUGCUAACUAGCUAGUAGUUAUUUACUAUUGAAUAUGUGUUUAGUGAGAGAGGGGGAGAGGGAGAUAGAGAGAGAGAGAGAGAGAGAGAGAGAGAGAGAGUUGUGAAUGUAUGUAUGCAUGUAUGUAUGUGAGAGAGAGAGAGGGGUGUGUGAGUUGAGUUCUUGCUUUAAUUAGUUUGGUUUGGAGUUGAAAUGAUUGUUCUUUUGUUGAGAUUUAGGCUUAUACCUUGCUAAAGGAUUGGAUGGAAUUUGAUCUGUGAUGUUUUUUCUACCUUUGGUGAGGGGGGAGAGAGUAUACAAGCAUGUGAUGCAUUUUGGCUUGUGUUUGGUUGUGGUGGUGGGGAUAUGAUUAUAAUGUAAUGGAUGUACGUUUCUGAGGUUGUAACAUCAU